Morone saxatilis (striped sea-bass) is the source of this 1866-nucleotide messenger RNA. RefSeq names its product procollagen galactosyltransferase 2. Gene Ontology annotation, molecular function: procollagen galactosyltransferase activity. The record is from RefSeq and is a predicted model, not a curated record. The coding region runs from base 1 to 1866 and encodes 621 amino acids. The transcript has 12 exons. Lineage: Eukaryota; Metazoa; Chordata; Actinopteri; Moronidae.
AUGCCUCUUAGAUUUGUGGGAUUCAGUUUAUAUUUUAUGAUUUUAGCAGGGAAGCUCUUCCUGCACGGCAGCACAGACGAGCUGCCAGAGGAUCAUCUCCUCCAACCGGCCCGGCAGGAGUCCUCUCUGCUGAAGCCCACAGUGCUGAUCACCAUCCUUGCACGCAAUGCACAACACAGCCUCCCUUACUUCUUGGGCUGCAUUGACAGACUGGACUACCCAAAGGACCGUAUUGUCAUCUGGGCAGCCUCUGACCACAGUGUGGACAACAGCACAGCCAUGCUCCAGGAGUGGCUGAAAGGAGUUCAACACCUGUACCACUCGGUGCAGUGGAGGCCCAUGGAGCAACCGAGCUCUUAUGCAGACGAGCAGGGUCCCAAACACUGGCCUGACUCUCGGUUCAUCCAUGUGAUGAAGUUAAGGCAGGCAGCACUCGGAGCUGCCAGACGACUGUGGACUGACUACAUAUUGUUUGUGGACAGUGACAACUUGCUGACUAACCGCCAGAUACUAUCAGACAUGAUAGCAGAGAAUCUGACAAUUGUAGCACCCAUGUUGGAAUCAAAAAGCCUUUAUUCCAACUUCUGGUGCGGCGUGACUCCAGAGGGCUUCUACAAACGAACCCCAGAGUAUAUUCCCAUCCGUAAAUGGAAGCGGCAGGGCUGCUUUGCAGUCCCCAUGGUGUACUCCACCUACCUGCUGGACCUGAGGCGCAGAGCCAGCCGAGCCCUGGCCUUUUACCCUCCUCACCCCCACUACCCCCACCAUGUAGAUGACAUCAUGGCCUUUGCUUUCUCUGCAAGGCAAGCAGGAGUUCAGAUGUAUGUGUGCAACAAGGACCAUUAUGGAUAUUUACCAGUGCCCCUUAAACAAGACCAGACACUGGAGGAAGAAGAGGAGAGUUUUACCCACACACUGACAGAGGCACUCAUUGCCUAUGACGUGGAGCCCUCACAGUAUAUGCACACUGCACCUAAAGAACUACGAAAGAUGGGAUUUAAUGAGAUCUUUUUGAUUAAUCUGAAGCGCCGCUCAGACCGGCGAGAAAGGAUGUUGAGCACUUUGGCCGUCCUCGGCAUCAACACCACACUGACAGAAGCCGUGGAUGGCAAAGCCUUGAACUCCUCUCAGCUGCUGGCUAUGGGUAUAGACAUGCUGCCUGGGUACAAAGACCCAUAUUCAGACCGCGUGCUGACUAGAGGGGAGAUUGGCUGCUUCCUCAGCCACUACAGCGUCUGGAAACAAGUGGUGCAGCAGGAACUGCAGCAGGUGCUCGUGCUGGAGGAUGAUGUGAGAUUUGAGCCCAGCUUUUGCAGCAGGCUGGUGACUAUCAUGGAAAAUGUGCAGAGAGUGGGACUCGAAUGGGACCUCAUUUAUGUAGGGCGUAAGCGGCUGCAGGUGAAGGAGCCAGAGUUGUGGGUGAAAGGAGUCAGUAACCUUGUGCACCCAGGUUACUCCUACUGGACCUUGGGUUAUGUCCUUUCACUGAACGGGGCCAAGAAGCUCCUUCAGGCAAAACCCCUGAACAAAAUGCUGCCUGUUGAUGAGUUCCUACCUGUCAUGUUCAACAAGCACCCCAAAGACCAGUACUUGCAGUAUUUUGAUCAGAGGGACCUGAGAGCAUUUUCAGUCGAGCCUCUGCUGCUCUUUCCCACACACUACACCGGCGAGCCCGGCUACUUCAGCGACACAGAGACCUCUACCAUCUGGGACGACGAGGCCGUGGACACAGACUGGGACAGAGAUGGAGCCAAACACAAGCGUGGGCAGGAAACUGAGGAUGUAGGUUUUCGACCUGUGGCUCCUCACUCUGCUCGUGGUGGCGUGCCCCCCCUCUCUGCCAGUGGAAACCGAGAUGAACUCUGA